UUAUAUAUAUUUAUAAUGGAAAAAUGCAAUAAUACAAAAGGACAAACGACAAAUAGACGAUAUCCACUAUCAGUUGAGAAUAAAAUAUAUGACAAUGACAAUGACAAGAAUUUAAGUAGCAUUAGUGAUAGAUACAAUAAAAUAUAUGACAAAAUAUUAAAUAUAACAUCAGACUGUGACAACUCGCAAGAUUUUGUAUUGCAAGUAACAGACAGUAUUUUUGUCAGAGAAACUUCUGAUGAAAAUAAUAAAAAUCAUAAUAAUAAAAAGACACAGGAAGUUAAAUCUUCUGAAGUUAUAAUAAUAAGCGACUCGAGUGAUGAUGAAUCAUUUUCGCCAGCAAAUAACAAAGGUAAUACAAUUUUGCCGUCAAAAAAAAUUGGUGAGACUAAAAGAACCCCAUCGUUGACUAUCAGUAGCAUAAAUUCUUCUGAUAUUUUGACUGAAGACGAGAGUCAUAAAAAACCUAAAACAAACUAUAUAUUUACAUCAACUCAGCUGAACAACGACGAUAGAAGAAACAAUGGAUCGGUAACCAAUGACAGUGGGAAUGGCACCCCACUCGGGUUUAAUUAUUUAUCGGAAAAAGAUUUAAGAACGCCAAAUAUAAAUCAAAUAAUGCGUUCGGAAAGUCUAACUAAAUUGCCGAACCCGAGCCCGAGGAAUAAUGCUAGCGCCGAUCGGAAAAAACUCGAGCCAAUGAGCGACAAGCGUGAACGUGUACCAGCAGAGACAAAGGGCUCGAGUGUUGACAAAGUCUUAAGCAAACAAACUAACGACGCUCGCAUAAUUCCGGGUUUCACAAAACGAAACCCGGCAACGCCGGUAAAUAAAAAAGCAACGCGUGAGAUAUUAAAAGCAGUUAAAUCGAAGCGCAUUGUUUACGAUUCUCCCGGACAGUGGCAGAAAAAUAAAGCUCCGAAUAAUUACAACUCACCGGGUCUGAUGCGGAACAAGGACAUAAUUAACAAGUCUGAGUUGGAAACCAGUAAUUCAUCGAGUGAAAGCAAGAAAGAGGAUCAAUCGGAAUUUCAACAUCCGGCUUGGAUCGACGAAACAAUUUCGGAGAUAUCGGACUCCCGGGAAGAUGAUUGUGACAAUAAAGAGGAAGAUUGUGAAAGACCGGCAAUAAAUGUUACUGAGACACGUGUUAUUGGGUAUCUUAAUCCCAUAGAACGUCAGUCGUUGUCACCGAGUGAACGCAAGAAGGAAGAUAUCGCACGCUGGCUGAUGUCCACUGCUUUUGAUCAAAGAAGUGAUACUUCUUUGAGCAUCAUCGGUCCUUCUCAACCAAACAGUCCUGGCUCUGGUAACAGCAGUCUUGAAAGACUCGAGCAUAAUUAUCAGACUCCGAAUAAUCGCACCAAGUUUCAGGCGAAGAUAAAUUCAGCUACUAGUGUUAAUUCUAAAACAAAUGAUAACACUCCGAUUGCUGGAGGACAAUUGAAACAGUUGGAGCCCGUUCAGAGGACAAAAGUCUGUACGCCAAGUACUGGUGAUGUUAAACGUUUAGAGCCAGCUUGGAAGAAAAAUGUUGACAGAAAUACUCCAAAUCUUGGAGGAAAUUUAAAACCGACGUCUAAAGCUAAUACACCGAGUACUGGAGGUAAUUUUAAACGUUCAGAACCGGGCAGGUCGAGAGUUGCUACACCAAUUAGUGGAGGUAAUUUGAAACGUUUAGAAGCAGUUGAUAGGAAAAAUAUAAAUACGCCAAGCACUGGAGGAAAUUCUAAGAGCUUGAAUAAACCAGUACAAAAAACGAUGGAUAAUUUUGUGAAGAAAACCAAACCCAGACCUAGGACACCUAAAAAUUUAACUCCUCUUUCUAUAACGAAGACUGCAGCCAAGACUCCAAGGUCUGAAGAUCAGGCCACGAAUGAUUCUUCCAACACUAAUGCACCUAGUUUGAGGAUUGAGGACUGUGAAGAUAUUUUAACUCGACUUUAUGGUGAUUCCUGGCGCAAGAAUGCUGAUGCUCUCCUACCUAAGGAAUCUAGGACAGCACCACGAACUGACAAAGUAAAGAAGAAAGUUCAUGACACUGCCCGAAGAAGGUCUGAUAAAAUUGUCAAGUCUAUAAAGCCUGUUAUUUCGCGGAAAGAGAAGAAGCCGCCGCCGAAUGUUAGGAAUAUACGGGACAGUUUCAUAAACGACUGGCCUAGCUCUGAAGAUGAUGCUGUUGAAACUUCUUUUGUAACAGCGUUGAGUACUCCUAUUCCACCGAGUCACACCAUCCGACGUAAAGAAACUCCGAUGUCUGAGUUGCAGAAAAAAGUUAUCGAGAUCUGUGAUUCAGACUCUGAUGAUGAUAAAACUCCGGUGGUUAAAAAUACCAGGAAAAGACUGUCUUUUGGCGAUGACAAAAGUUCUGGAUCUUUUACGAGUGAGUAUGACCCUGGUGAAGUUAUUUUACCGAAACCUGUGUCGAGAGUUAAAAAUUUGCCGACGUCUAAAUUGUCACCUGUGGUUUUCAAGCAACCUGCUGUGAUAGCGAGCUUUAUCAAAUCACUGUCCAAGGAAGUGGCGUUGGAGAAAGUUCACCCGGAAGCUAAGAAGUAUAGAUUGAAUUAUAAGUUAACUAAAGAUGAACUUUGCCAGCGACUGUACAAAAUUUUUAAUGAAAAAGUAUUUGAUAGUCAAUUACCUGAGAACAUGUCAAUUGAGUGGAACGCCAGAAUGCGCAGAACCGCUGGAUUUUGCUACAACAAAAUGAUCAGGAGCGCUAUUGGAAAGCCGGAAAGAUCUUCACGUAUUGUUUUGUCGAGUAAAAUUCUGGAUGAGCCUAAUAGGCUUAGAGAUACGCUUAUUCACGAGAUGUGUCAUGCUGCUACUUGGUUGAUCAAUGAAAUUUCUGAUGGACAUGGGCUUUAUUGGAGAUCUUGGGCUUCUAAAGCUCUUAAAGUAUUUCCAGAGUUACCGCCUAUUACGCGAUGUCAUGAUUAUAAAAUUACAACUAAAUACACUUAUCGGUGUGUUGAUUGUGGAUAUAGUAUUGGACGUCAUUCAAAGUCAUUGGAUAUCUCAAGAAAAAGAUGCGGUCAUUGUUUUGGAAAGUUUGAAUUGCUGGUCAAUCGGACAACUAGAUCAGGUAGAGUAGAACUUAAAACACCUAAUGCCAAGCAACCCAGUGGGUUUGCUCUGUUCGUAAAAGAAAAUUACGGUACUGUUAGAAAAGAAUGUAAAGACAGUAACCACCAAGGAGUCAUGAAGAUACUUGGCCAGCAAUUCUCAGCAGUUAAAAUAUCUAAACAAAAUGACAAAGAUGAUAAUUAG
Molecule: messenger RNA, 3273 nt
Organism: Cotesia congregata
Lineage: Eukaryota; Metazoa; Arthropoda; Insecta; Hymenoptera; Braconidae
Source: the annotation of a GenBank genome assembly